AUGACGAAGAAGAAGAACAAGAGCCAGAACGUUGGCGAAGGCUCAGAAAGCACACAUCCUCCGAGUCCAGCAUCCUCUGCGUCAACAACCAAGUCGAAGGACGCAAAGCCGCCUCAACCCUCAACAUCUGCGCUGAUAAUCUGCCGUAAUAAGCACUGGCGCUAUAUAUCUUCGUUCCAUGGCCCAUGGCUUCAAUUGCCCCCAGAAGUGCUCGAGAGCCUUGCGAAUAACAACUACAACCUCCCGCGACCCAGACCCAUUGACCCCGCUGUCUUUUUUGACCUCCUCAAAAUCCGCCAACUCGUUGACGAUGCCACGAAUCUUGCUGUGCGAGCUGCGAGCGGCGUCACCUCGUCCACACUUACAAAUUCGCUCAAUGCUGGCAACGGGCUGUUAGGCAAUGGUGGAAUGGCAUUAGGCCUUGGGCUUGGAGGGGGAGGUGGCAAUGCGAAAUUGAGUCGGGAACGAAAACACCGCAUGCGAGAGCAGGCUACACAAAAGCUGUCAAAGGCAUAUCACCUAGAUGAGAUUGCAUGUAGUGUCGCGACUAUGCAGUCUGCUUCGACGCUUGAAGAUGUGGCCCAGCUUGUGCUGCAAAGAAGCCCUCUCGACGCAGAUGCGAAAUAUGUACACUUCUUCCAUGAAAAGAUACCUUCGCGCCAACUUGCUGAAUGUACCAGCCUGGAACCCUUGGAUGAAGUUAUUGCACAGAGACCCAAUGAGGCUGAAAUACUAAGAACGCGUGCGGUUACUAAGAUCUUCAAGGAAGACUUUAUUAGUGCUGCACAAGAUCUCACUGCUGCGUUACAAAUCUGCAGAUACUAUCAGAGCCAACAUAAGGCCGGGCGGCAGCAACUCCAGUUAGCGAGUGAUGCCGCAGCUGAGGCUCAACGGAAUAGUAGGUGGAAAGAGGAGACAAAGCUUGACGAGGAGGACCACCCAAGCAGCCUUGAGACUCAACUUCUAUUCCAUCGGGCUGGAGUUUAUCUUACUAUAGCUUGUCAAAGCGUCAAUGAUGCAAUUCCACCCAAAGUAUCCAGCAAUGGGGUAAAUGGAAAACAGGAAAAUGGUAUUCCCAGCGAAACACCGCCUGUAGAGACGCCAGAGCUGAGCCCAGCUGAGGAAGAAGCAUUACGAAAACGCCUCGAAGCCAGGAAGAUUGUCAAGACAAAUGCCAAAAGAGCUUUACGGGAUUAUGUUUCCUAUUUAUCGCAUUUUGAUUAUACACCUGGCCUUCCAGCUGAAAUCGCGGAAGAUUUUGUGCGUAAAGUCAAUCAAGCGGCGAACGGAUUCAAAAUUCCAAGACCGCAGAAUGCCAGUCGAAGCCUUGACCUAGAGAGCAACGCUUCAUUAAGUAAUGGCAAACUCUCAGAUGCCCUUGUUCCCCACAAAGGUGCCCAUCGUAGCCGGCCACAACCUAACUCGCCUCGAACUGAGCUCCCGAGCCUUCCCCCACCCGUCGUCUAUCCAAUUUCAACGUUGUUUUCCUCGACACCACCCGCGGAUCUUCCUCCAUAUCCCGAGUCAGUCACCUCAUUAUCUGUCAAACAGCAACUACAAGCGCCUCAGAAUGAAGCCGCGAAAGCAAUCCUUGCGCAGACAGAUUGUCACGAGGCACUUACCUAUCAUCCACUCCUCACCGACUCCCUCCACUCCCUACUCCUCUGCCACUGCCUAAUCCAAACCUCAGCCCGAGAACUGCAACGCCACGCACAUAUGGUCGCCCGGCUCGCCCGAGUCUGUGAUGGCUAUCCCAUCUUCCAAGCAGCACGCUCUCCCAGCCGCGCCGAUUGGAUCGAGGUAGUUCGCCGCAAUGAGAACUGGAUCCAACUCUCUCAAUCCUGGGAGACGCUCUGCGCCCCAGCUCCUCUUCCUGGCCAAGCCCCCGGAAACCAGCAAAAAGAGACAGCAGCCGAGAAAAAGGAACGCCUAAAGCAACAAGCUAUCAUGGAAGCGCUCGAGGACGACCGCGUCCACGAUGAAGCCAGCUUUCACGCUGCCGUAGCCGCCCGCCAACGCCGCCAGGAGGAAGAGGCACGUAAGGCCGAGGGUAGGGAGAUGCCGAAACGAUGGGCUCAGGAAGAUGGAAAGGAGUACCCCAUUAGUACUGAUCGGGCGCAGGCUAUAGUACGCUGGAUUAGGGAAGCUCCUGUUGGGGGCGAAGCUGGCGGCGCUGGACGCAAGAAGAAGAGGAGCAGCAAGACUGGGACCAGGCGCAAGGCAAAGUCUGGAGUUGAAGGCGUAGUGGAGCCGGUGGAUAAAUUAGAGGUUGGGGAUGGAGAGAACUUUGAGCGUGUGGAGGAGGAGGUCGAUUAA
Molecule: messenger RNA, 2316 nt
Organism: Venustampulla echinocandica
Lineage: Eukaryota; Fungi; Ascomycota; Leotiomycetes; Helotiales; Pleuroascaceae
Exons: 2
Coding region: 1-2316 (771 amino acids)
Source: RefSeq, a predicted model, not a curated record